Suncus etruscus (white-toothed pygmy shrew) is the source of this 3054-nucleotide messenger RNA. It is a transcript of the gene KLHL26, whose product is annotated as kelch like family member 26. Lineage: Eukaryota; Metazoa; Chordata; Mammalia; Eulipotyphla; Soricidae. The transcript has 8 exons. Bases 1 to 3054 code for a protein of 1017 amino acids. Gene Ontology annotation, molecular function: protein binding. The record is from RefSeq and is a predicted model, not a curated record.
AUGGCGGAGUCCGGUGGCGGCGGCGGCGCGGGUCAGGAGCGCCGGAGCAGCCUGGCCAGCAAGAACGGGGCCCAGUGCACCUUCUCGGCGCCGGGCCACAGCUCGAGCCUCCUGCAGGGUCUGGCUGCCCUGCGGGCCCAGGGCCGCCUGCUGGAUGUCACCCUCGCUGUGGGUCCCGACACCUUCCGAGCCCACCGCCUGGUGCUGGCGGCCUGUAGCGACUACUUCAGGGCCAUGUUCACGGGCGGCAUGCGGGAGGCGCGGCAGGACGUGAUCGCGCUGCAGGGCGUGUCGGCGCGGGGCCUGCGGCACGUGCUGGACUUCGCCUACAGCGCCGAGGUGACGCUCGGCCUGGACUGCGUGGAGGACGUGCUGGGCGCCGCCGUGUUCCUGCAGACGCCGCCCGUCGUGGCCCUGUGCGAGGACUUCCUGAAGGCGGCGCUGAGCGUGGACACGUGCCUGCACAUCGGCCACAUGGCGGCCACCUUCAGCCUGGCGUCGCUCAAGGAGUCGGUGGACGCCUUCGCCUUCCGCCACUUCCUGCAGGUGGCGGCGCACGACGACUUCCUGCAGCUGCCGCUCGAGCGCCUGGUGUUCUACCUGCGCAGCGACCGGCUGCAGAGCUGCGCCGAGAUCGACCUGUUCCGCGCCGCCGUGCGCUGGCUGCAGCACGACCCGGCGCGCCGGCCGCGCGCCUCCCACGUCCUGUGCCACGUCCGCUUCCCGCUGAUGCGCGCCGCCGAGCUGGUGGACAGCGUGCAGACGCUGGACCUCAUGCUGGAGGACGAGCGCUGCCGCCGGCUGCUGCUCGAGGCCUUCAGCUACCAGGUGCUGCCCUUCCGCCAGCACGCGCUGCAGUCGCCGCGCACGGCCGUGCGCGCCGAGGCGCCGGCGCUCGUGGCCUUCGGCGGCACGCCCUACACGGACAGCGACCGCGCCGUGAGCCGCAAGGUCUUCCAGCUGCCCGCGCCGGGCGCGCGCCACUUCCGCGAGCUCACCGACCUGGAGGUGGGCUGCAGCCACGCGUGCGUCGCCGUGCUCGACAACUUCGUGUACGUGGCGGGCGGCCAGCAGCUGCAGUACCGCAGCGGCGAGGGCGCCGUGGACGCGUGCUACCGCUACGACCCGCAGCUCAACCGCUGGCUGCGCCUGCCGCCCAUGCAGGAGAGCCGCAUCCAGUUCCAGCUCACGGCGCUCGGCGGCCGCGUCUACGCCACGGGCGGCCGCAACCGCGCCGGCAGCCUGGCCUCGGUGGAGUGCUACUGCCCGGGCCGCAACCAGUGGGCCUACGCCUGCUCGCUGCGCCGCCGCACCUGGGGCCACGCGGGCGCCGCGGCCGGGGGCCUGCUCUACGUGUCGGGCGGCUACGGCGUGUCGGUGGACGACAAGAAGGCGCUGCUCUGCUACGACCCCGCGGCCGACCGCUGGGACGCGCGCGCGCCCAUGAGCGAGCCCCGCGUGCUGCACGCCAUGGUGGGCGCCGGCGGCCGCCUCUACGCGCUGGGCGGCCGCAUGGACCACGUGGACCGCUGCUUCGACGUGCUGGCCGCCGAGUACUACGCGCCCGACGCCGACCAGUGGACCAGCGUGAGCCCCAUGCGCGCCGGCCAGUCGGAGGCCGGCUGCUGCCUGCUGGGCGCCAAGAUCUACCUGGUGGGCGGCUACAACUGGCGCCUCAACAACGUCACGGGGCUGGUGCAGGUCUACAACACCGAGACGGACGAGUGGGAGCGCGACCUGCACUUCCCCGAGUCCUACGCCGGCAUCGCCUGCGCGCCCGUGCUGCUGCCGCGCGCGCUGGAGCCCGCCACGCCGCCGCUGCCGCAGGGCUCGGGGCCCGGGCCGGGGCUGGAGCCCGAGCCCGGGCACAGGACCUGGGCCCGCCCACUCCACGGAGGACUCGUGCCCCGUCUAACCCCGAAGCUGGCCACGCCCACUCCACUCCCGCGGGACCCAGGCCCCGCCCAUUCCUCCUUGCAGAAAGCUGAUUAUGCCUGCAGGCCACGCCCACCCACCCCCGCAGGAUCAAGGCCACGCCCACCCACCUCUGUUCGCUCCCUGCGGGAGCCUGACCCCGCCCACCCUUGCAUGCGCCAGGGCGCCACGCCUACUCCACGGAGGCCCCGCCCACCUGCAGGAGCCUGGUCCUCCCCCUCCGCCCUUCCCACUCUGCUCACUCUGGGCAGCACAGGCCGGCCCAAACCCGGCAUCCAUCCAGCCCCAUCCUGUCCGGUCACCUUGGGCCCUGCAGGAGUGACACCCCGGGGCAGUGGCUCUGGGUCUGCCCCACCCCUCAGCCUGGGGUGCGGAGCUUCGGGUGGGCAUGGCAUGCACCCCUCGGACUUCUGUGCCCGGAGAAGACACUGCCAAGCCUCCCGCGGCCGCCUCGGAGCCAGCGAGCCGGCUGGCUGGCAGGGGGUGCACUCCGGGGCUGGGGGGCGCAUGGAAUGUUCCGGGGGCUCCACUCGCCCCCGACACAGCCCCCUGCCCGCCCUCCCGCCCACCUACCACUUCCCCACCCCACCCCAACCCCUGCGAAAGGAAAAUUAUUUCUCGUGUUGUAAACUUGGAACACGAAAAAGCUGGUUUUCAUUUGGCAGCAACUGGCUGGAGUCCGUGUCCUUGGGCGCGAAGGGGGGACCCGGCAUGCAAGCACAGAUGCACGCGCGUGUUCACUCCACGAUCCCGCAGCACCCCCAUUCCCCACUCGCUCGCGGGCGCGCGGAGCCAGAUGUCCGGGCAGGAGCUCCGCGCACCUGGGCCGGGCUGUGGGAAAAGGCCGCUCCCGGGGGGCCCGGUGGGCCUCGGGCCCGGAGGGAGGCGGCCAAGUGUGACUUAUGGGGCCGUUCCGAGGGCCCCGGGGGACCCCUGCGCGGGGAAUCCGCGGGGGCCCCAGGCCAGGUUGGACACACGCCCCUGGCUCGGGCCUGGGAACGCGCUGUGUUUGUUCUCACGGCUUCCUGGGGACACCUGAACCUGCGGGAGAACCUGGCUCCCAAACAGGACCGGGGCAGUUGGGUGGAAGGUUCUGGGCAGCAGCUGGAACCAUACUGA